UUUAUCUUUACUGUGUGUAUAAAAGUUUCAAAUAAUCGUAAUUUCUUUUAAAUCAGUUUUCCAAAUUAUUUACUGCACACCGAAACUUUGAAAAAGAAAGAUGGCAGACGAUCAGGAGCAGCAAGCCCCUGUGCAGAAUGUUGAGGAACCCCUGGAUUUAAUCAGACUGAGUCUUGAUGAAAGGAUCUAUGUGAAAAUGAGGAAUGAGCGUGAGCUCAAAGGGAGACUCCAUGCCUAUGAUCAACAUCUCAACAUGAUUAUGGGGGACGUUGAGGAAACUGUUACCACAGUGGAGAUUGAUGAGGAAACAUACGAAGAAAUUUACAAGUCGACCAAAAGAAAUAUCCCGAUGUUGUUUGUCCGAGGAGACGGUGUGAUCCUGGUGUCGCCACCUAUGAGGACUGGGACGUGAACAACGGACAUUUUCAUAUUUUUCUGUAAUUUUCUUUAUUGUUAACUAUGUAUUACCCUGUGUUAAAUCAUGAUCUGCAUCAAACACAUUAAACUCAAGUUCAUUUGUAAAUCUA
Molecule: messenger RNA, 527 nt
Organism: Pecten maximus
Lineage: Eukaryota; Metazoa; Mollusca; Bivalvia; Pectinida; Pectinidae
Product: U6 snRNA-associated Sm-like protein LSm3
Exons: 4
Coding region: 101-412 (103 amino acids)
Biological process (GO): P-body assembly; mRNA splicing, via spliceosome
Cellular component (GO): U4/U6 x U5 tri-snRNP complex; U6 snRNP; catalytic step 2 spliceosome
Molecular function (GO): RNA binding
Source: RefSeq, a predicted model, not a curated record